AUGACAGUCAAAGGCAAUGACUUGGACUUUGGGUAUACCCUAGACUUACCUGGUGGUCCUCUCUGCUUUUCGACAGCUGAGUGGGCUCCCUCUGAGGCAUAUAUGUCACAGAAUUAUGAGUCCCCCAUUCACACAGACCAACUCUAUGCCCCUUAUGCAAUGAACUGGGUUACUCUUCAUGCUAUCAUGGAUCCAGAGCAAUGCCAGCUUCAUGGUGGCCGUAGUUCUGGUGGAAAUUAUGUGGAUGUCUCCCUCAAGGUAGUGGUGAAAUGUGCCACUGACACAGUCAUGAGUAUGCAACCCUGUUUCCAGCAUGGUACAACCCUUGCUCGAGAUGGUGUCUGCAGACAAGGAACUGCCAUCAAUUUUUCGAGGCACAUCAAGCAAGCCUUCGAUGAGGCAAUUGCAAUUGAAGGUGAUGUCAAGGCAAUGAUUCAGCAGCAUAGGAGUCAACUUCAAGCCUGGCAGCAACAAAGGAACCCCAGGCAACACCAGAAACGAAACAAGAAAAUAAUGAAGAAUCAGUCAUGCAAGAUCCUGCUGAUUAUCAGGAGAAUUCGGAACGGUGGCGAUGGGCCCGAAGUUGAGGUAUUUUCGAACGUCACAGAAGAUGAUUAUGUAUAUGUUUUGGAUGCUAUCGGAUGUGACGAUAAACUAAUUCGCAAACCGUCAUACAUCCCCAGCCUCCACCAAAUUGUCGCCACCCUACCAUGCCCAAUUCACGAGUCGAUCCUUGUGCCUUUGCGCACUGCGAUGGGGAUCAUCGUCGAGUCUCUCGCCAUCCCUGACGACUUCGAGGUCUCCUUACCCAUCCAUAUGGGGCGUAUGGUAGACGCGCCCGCUACCGCAGAACUUCCUCCUCAGAUGAGACUCAGGACCCGUGAUGCCGACAUCCGUCCCUACUGGCCAUUCGAGGUGUCCGUCUCCCAAACUGCUGAAGGCGCCGUCACGAAGUUGCAGAAGUUUGGCAAUCAGAAUGAGCACGUUUUGGCCGCCACUCACAUCAACAUCGCUGAAUCCCGGAUGCACGCUUCACCCACGUAUGAAUGGGGUGUCGAGAAGGAGUUGGAUCGGAGGGGAGUUCAGAUGGGGGAGUUGACGCGGUCGGAAGAUGGCGCAUUAGCGUCGCACUCUCAUACAUGGUACCAUCCUGUGACGGUCACCAUCACCACUUGGAUCCGUCCUCCUAACAGGCGAUUGAACCUCAACUCUCGACAUCAUGCUUACUAUGCGAGUGCCGUACUUUACCCCAACCAGAGCGAGCAGGCCCUCGCCAAAGUUCAAAACAUGUUCCAACGCACGCUGGAGAGAGUGCGCGACACAGUUGUUGACCACCUAGAGACUGAGCACGCAGAUGACGAUACGCUCCUCGACUCACUCCAAGCCAUGAGGGACUGGUCUCCACCAAGGGAGCUGCUCGAUUGGAACAAGUGCAGCAAGGAACUGCGGGCAGCGAUGAAGCAGACCGGAUUCAAUCGGUACCGCUCAUGGCACCGCAGCUUCCUCAAGCGUGUAGCCGAUGAGUCCGAGGUCUCGGGAUCUAGAUCUGGACCGAGCAAGAGGGGCAGGGUCUCAUAG
Molecule: messenger RNA, 1578 nt
Organism: Suillus fuscotomentosus
Lineage: Eukaryota; Fungi; Basidiomycota; Agaricomycetes; Boletales; Suillaceae
Exons: 10
Coding region: 1-1578 (525 amino acids)
Source: RefSeq, a predicted model, not a curated record